AUGCGCUUCCAAAGCGUGAUGUCUCUCGCUCUGUGGCUUUUAAGUGUCAUCAACCUGCUCUACAUCUUGCGAUCGUUCAAGGCGUUGAUAUCACGUCCUCAACUGCAAUACUCGUACCGAGGCCACGAUCACCCACAAUAUCUCCCAUUUAGCGACGAGCUCGUCGAGAUGGUCAUCGAAGAGAGCGUGCACUAUCCACUCCAGGGCCUCGCCUCCGACGGCCAGUGGGACUCGCUGUCAUCCGAGAGCUACGGAUACGUGAGGCUGGGGACCGACGAUCGCCUGUUCGCCGUGACGAUGUUCCACGAGCUGCACUGCCUGCGCAUGUUGAACUUUGCCUUUGGCAAAGAGGGCAUUGCGACGCCCGAGCACAUACGACAUUGUCUGGGAUACCUUAGAGACGGGAUAUUGUGCACGCCGGAUCUGACGCUCGAGCCGGGGGAUUUCGAGGAGAGAGACUUUGAAGUGGAGAGGAUGGGGGCGACGCAUUUUUGCAGGGACUGGAGUGCUGUGUAUCCGAUUAUGGACGAGAACUACGCCGUGUGGAAGGCAAAGCCCUCUUGA
Molecule: messenger RNA, 564 nt
Organism: Laetiporus sulphureus 93-53
Lineage: Eukaryota; Fungi; Basidiomycota; Agaricomycetes; Polyporales; Laetiporaceae
Exons: 2
Coding region: 1-564 (187 amino acids)
Biological process (GO): mycotoxin biosynthetic process
Source: RefSeq, a predicted model, not a curated record